AUGUUCCCUCGUGCGCCAGCUUGUGACCCGAAGAACAAGCAAUGCAUCCAAUGCCCAACGACCAAGUUUACUAAAGGGAAGAGAGGUCCCAAAAAAGGAGUAAUUCCAAAUACGCCUGCCUCGGGUAGAGGCAAGCCCAAGACCACGACUCCACGACCCGUUAACGCGGAAAAAGCCAGCAAAGUCAAUGGUGCGGCCAAUGUCAACGCCAACGCCAAAUCGAAACCGAAGCCUAAGAGAUCGACCUAUGGGGCCAUAAAAAAGCGCUCAGAUGCUAGAAAGAGGAGGGAUCGCUCAAGGUAUCUUGCUAGCCGCAUGGGAAGAUCCUCACUUACUCGGAGCGUGUCCCCUCGCGUAGACUUUCCGGAGGAUCAGGUGAAUGCCAAAGGCCCGUGGGAAGAGGGCGACCAGAUCACCAUACUUAAUUCUCAAAAAUGCCUCUCAAUAGUGGUUUUGGAGAGAAAUAAGUACCAAACGCUCAAACUCAAACCGCAGGAUCCAAAUGACAAAACACCGAGCUUCGAAUACGUCAAGAACUUUUUGAUUGGUCACGGCGUAUUGGAUGCGAGAACCAUUAAGCCAAAGAAGGCAUUCGCUUAUCUAGUUGUUCCAGCUGCCAUACGGCAAUCGUCAAGCUCUUUAUACACGACAGCUUUAGAGCAAGUUGCCUUGACAGUCAUGGAAUGCAAGCCGAUCGAGCUGAAAACAAGCAGGCCACAGAACUUCUUCACUGUCCCGUAUGAUGAUCCCAUCGGCGUCGCAAGCCCGGGGACAGCAGACAUGAUCCCGCCAGCGCACCACUCAGACCCCCCGGAACAUGGGACGCGUACCGUGUCCAGGCCCUACGAUGUGGCCAUGCACCUUGACGAAUGGAUGAUACGGGCAUACGGCUGCAUCGGCUCUCGCUCCAGCCAAACCACCGUGCUGGUGUUUCUUCUUUACAGCGCCCGGUUGACGAGCAAUCUUCUAGAAACCAUCGCCGAGGGUGCUAUGACUGUCAAGUCAGCCCCGUCUCUGGAAGGACGCAGGUGUGCCCAUCUCGCCCGGGCGGCAGGACGAUUAGGUGCUUUUGCCCUUUCGCUAGCCCAAUGCUCAAAGCAAGCCUUGAGUACGAUUGCUCAAGCUCUUGCAUUUGGGCGGCUUUGGGGUCUGCUCGGCGUCUACUUUUCUCUGAAGCAACUCAUCCAACCCAGCACGUCGCCAAAUCUCAGCGGCGAUCAGAAGAAACGGCCUUAUUUGGAAAAUAUAUUCAAAAGUGCACAGUUGAUUCUCUUGACCUGCUACUUCGCCACCGAUAAUGUGAGCUUUCUAUCUGGUCGUAAGAUUCUGGCUAUCCCACCAUCUACCAGGAAGUCGCUGUCCCGCUGGUCCUUGCGCUCGCACGCGCUGUGUAUAGCUGUAGACAUUGCACGUCUGAUAACACAGCGGUUAAGGAUGGGAGGGGAAACCAUACCGGGGAGCUGGAGGAACCAGUUCCUGACAACCUUGGCCAUGUUCUCCGUCGCCUUGCACAAUAGUAUCGACAACAGCCCGUUAAAUGAUAUUACGAUUUCGCUUCUAGGGUUUUAUCAGAGUGGAUCGCGCAUGAGAAAUCUUUGGCAUGACAGUUCUUUGCAAGCCCGGAUGCAAGAUAAGGACCAAGAGAAAUUGGUAGCCGUUAAAGCCCCUUAG
Clonostachys byssicola is the source of this 1671-nucleotide messenger RNA. The record is from the annotation of a GenBank genome assembly. Lineage: Eukaryota; Fungi; Ascomycota; Sordariomycetes; Hypocreales; Bionectriaceae.